Messenger RNA from Yarrowia lipolytica CLIB122, 879 nucleotides. RefSeq lists its product as uncharacterized. The record is from RefSeq and is a predicted model, not a curated record. Gene Ontology annotation, biological process: tRNA methylation; RNA (guanine-N7)-methylation. Gene Ontology annotation, cellular component: tRNA methyltransferase complex. Lineage: Eukaryota; Fungi; Ascomycota; Dipodascomycetes; Dipodascales. Gene Ontology annotation, molecular function: tRNA (guanine(46)-N7)-methyltransferase activity.
AUGUUGAAACGAGAUCAGAGCGAAAUGGACAUUGAGGCGGAGACUGCUAACAUGGGAAAGGAGGAGAAGGAAUCCUUUGUGCACAAGCGACAAAAGUACCGACAAGAGCAGGAGGAGAAGCGACUGGCAGCCAAGAAGGGAGUAUCCUUCGAGCAGCCCGAGGACGGCGAGAUCAAGCUCCCCAAGAAGCGAUACUACAGACAGCGAGCUCAUUCGAAUCCCUUCUCUGACCAUCAGCUGGAGUAUCCCGAGUCGCCCGCCGACAUGGACUGGGACGUACUUUACCCCAACCGAAAGGAAGGCCAGAAGGUCGAGGUGGCAGACAUUGGAUGUGGAUUCGGAGGCUUGCUGGUUGCUCUCUCCCCCCAGCUGCCCAACCAGCUGAUCCUGGGAAUGGAGAUCCGAGUGCAGGUUACUAACUACGUGGAGGACCGAAUUGUGGCUCUUCGACACCAGAACAAGGAGACCGACGGCUAUCAGAACAUCAGUGUUCUGCGAGGCAACGCUAUGAAGUUCCUGCCCAACUUCUUCGAAAAAGGCCAGCUGUCCAAGAUCUUCUUCUGCUUCCCCGAUCCUCACUUCAAGCAGCGAAAACACAAGGCUCGAAUCGUCACCACCACCCUGUGCUCCGAGUACGCCUAUGUUGUGCGACCUGGAGGAAUCGUCUACACCAUCACCGACGUUAAGGAUCUGCACGAGUGGAUGGUCAAGCAUUUGGCCGCUCACCCUCUAUUUGAGCGACUGACCAAGGAGGAGGAGGACGCUGAUCCUUGUGUGGCCACCAUGCUGGUCGAGACCGAGGAGGGCAAGAAGGUGGCCCGAAACGAGGGAGAUAAGUUUGUUGCAUGCUUCCGACGAAAGGAGAACCCUGAGUGGUAA